AUGUACCCUGCUGCCAUUGCCGGCUUUUCACUGAUAUGGUAUGAUUCCUUCACUCGGUAUACCACUGACCCGUCUUCCGCGCCUUACAAGCAAUGGGAUGGGAUAAAGGUCGAACCGAAUGCCGGAACCGGCGAGAUUCAAUUUUACGAUACAACCGAAGAUCUCACCUAUGUGUUGUCAUACCCCCCAAGUAUGCCGGGGAACAACGAAGACCAGCUGUUCAUCCUCCCACAACACAAGGACGGCAGGUGGACAUCAACUCGGCUUGAAGGAAAGGCUGCUCAUGGGUGUCCAGAGGGCAAGUCGCUGAUUUUACAGGCUGAGCUCCGGGCAGGCAACGCUUCGUCUGAUAAGCAAGGUGGCGUCUGGCCGGCAUUUUGGGCUCUGGGCGAGAGUCGUAAUGAUGGCGUCGAGUGGCCCCUGUGCGGAGAGUGGGACAUCUUUGAGGCUUCCGAUGGCCACGACUGGAGUCUUGCGUCCCUUCACUGGGGCGUGAAGAAUGAUGCCGGUGAAAUUGAGAAACAUGAUGCCCCUUCCGGCAAUACCAACGACCGCCAGCACAAAUUCGACCAUACCCAGUUCCAUACCUGGGCGUUGAAAGUUGAUCGCACAAACUCCAAUUGGAAAGACCAAACAAUUCAGUGGCUCAUGGAUGGCGAGAAGUUUGACGAGGUCAAGGGAAGUGAUGCUGGCACUGAGAAAGAGUGGCUGCUCCUCGCUGACCAAGCCUAUUAUCCUGUCCUGAAUGUCGCAAUCGGGACAAAUUUUCCCGGGCAUGGAACGGUCAGUGAGUCAACAUCGACUGGACUGGACACUGGUAUGGUGGUGAAUUAUGUAGCGUUUUACGUUUCCGACUAG
Molecule: messenger RNA, 858 nt
Organism: Colletotrichum gloeosporioides
Lineage: Eukaryota; Fungi; Ascomycota; Sordariomycetes; Glomerellales; Glomerellaceae
Exons: 3
Coding region: 1-858 (285 amino acids)
Biological process (GO): carbohydrate metabolic process
Molecular function (GO): hydrolase activity, hydrolyzing O-glycosyl compounds
Source: RefSeq, a predicted model, not a curated record